AGUGCUGAGACGAAGAGAUUCUUGCGAAAAAAAUCAAAUGCAUCUGAAGUCCCUUGUGCAUCAUAUUUGUAACCCCUGGCAAUAAUCCUGCAGAACAGAACGCAGAACAUGGUCUGCUAUGUUUUAUGAACAGACCACAGGAAUCCAUUAUGCUGCCCGUGCUGUACGGAUAGACGUUAGGACCGCGCAGACUCGGCUGGAAUGGAGAACAGCAGCUGGGUUCGCCUUUCUCUGCCUCAAGCACAUGCAGAACUUGUUUAACACCCGCACUUGAGGCACGAGGUCUGCUCUGCUCUGGUCUGGAUGGCGUUUGGGAGGUGCUUCCAGUGCACCGUGCACGCGUAAACCCGCCUUUUGUGUGCGUUUCUUAGUCAGACUGGGAAAGUCUUCGGGCUGACUUUGUGUGUGUGUGUGUGUGCGUGCGUGUGUGCGCUCGCUCGCACGCUCUCUCUCUCUCUCUCUCUCUCUCUCUCCACCGUUUCUUUUCGCACUGGAACCGCUAGCGCUCGAACCGGAGGGACCGUUGCAGCUUUUUCCUUCCUCUUUUCGUCCACGGUGGAUCUGUGGAUAUUCAGCAGAAUGAAUUCGGACAUUAACGUGUACCUGGGACGGGAGAAAGCGGGGCUCAUGCGGAAAAGAGCCCUGCUCUUGAGGAAAGGCUGCAGCUUCGAGAUAACUAGCUCUGCAUCUGAAGACCUGGGCUGCAGGAGGGGCGAGUUUAGCCGGAAGCACUAUGGAUCAGUGGAACUGCUGAUCUCCAGCGAUGCAGAUGGAGCCAUACAGAGAGCCGGAAGGUUCAGGGUGGAGAACGGUUCACUAGAUGAGAAUAUGGACUACACUCCAGGAACCUGGAGGAGAACCGAUGUCCAUCUGGAGAACCCAGAGUACCACACCAGAUGGUUCUUCAAGUACUUCCUGGGAAAAGUCCAUCAGAACUAUGUUGGUGUGGAUGCAGAGAAGAACCCGUUCUACUUAUCUGUGGUUUUGUCAGACCAGAACAACCAGAGGGUUCCCCAGUACCGAGCCAUCCUUUGGCGCAAAACGGGCACUCUUAAGAUUAGCCUUCCUUACAGCCCUACAAAAACUCUAUCAGUCAAGUCCAUAUUAAGUGCUAUGAACAUGGAGCGCUUCGAAAAGGGGCCUAGAGAGAUCCUCAACCCAGAGAUCCAAAAGGACCUUCUGGUACUGGAAGAGCAAGAGGGCAGCGUAAACUUUAAAUUUGGAGUCCUCUAUGCCAAAGAUGGCCAGUUGACCGAUGAUGAAAUGUUUAGUAACGAGACAGGAAGUGAGAACUUUGACAAGUUUUUGAAUCUGCUCGGUGACACAAUUUGCCUGCAAGGCUGGGCUGGUUAUAGAGGCGGCCUGGACACUAAAAAUGACACUACAGGAAUACACUCCAUCUAUACAGUAUAUCAGGGUCAUGAGCUCAUGUUCCAUGUAUCCACUAUGUUACCUUACUCUAAAGAGAAUAAGCAGCAGGUGGAGAGAAAGAGACAUAUCGGGAAUGACAUCGUCACCAUCGUAUUCCAGGAAGGAGAUGAUGCCUCACCAUCUUUCAAGCCCUCCAUGAUCCGAUCUCAUUUCACGCAUAUUUUUGCCUUAGUUAAAUACAACAAUCAGAAUGACAGCUAUAGGUUGAAGAUUUUCUCAGAAGAGAGCGUGCCGUUGUUCGGACCACCCCUUCCCUCACCGCCAGUAUUUACAGACCACCAGGAGUUCAGGGACUUUUUACUAGUCAAAUUAAUAAAUGGAGAGAAAGCCACUCUUGAAACCCCCACAUUUGCGCAGAAACGUCAGCGGACUCUUGACAUGCUGAUUAGAUCUCUGUAUCAAGACCUCAUGCCAGACCUGCACAAGGUUCCCUUUUCUCCACAGAACAUGUUAAACCGACGCUCCUUCAGUGACGUGCUGCCUGAAUCGCCCAAGUCGGCCCGCAAGAAGGAGGAGGCACGCCAGGCCGAGUUUGUCCGGAUAGGGCAGGCAUUGAAGUUGAAGACCAUAGUAAGAGGGGAUGCUCCUACUAGUCUAGUCAACACUGGUCUUUGCAGAAAAGAGCCAUGGGAGUCUCAGUCUUUCUGCAGUAGCUUUGCACAUGAAAUCGUCUGUGGAGAUUCCUGGGGUCAGUCGUUAUUGGUAGCCACUGACUCAGCCGGGGUCAUGCUGUUAGAGGCCUCAGAUCCCUUGCUUUCCAGUGCAGACUCUCCAUCCCUGCCUCCAGUUCAAGUGAUCGACAAGACUCUGUCCGUCAAACAGAUGCAUGUACUUGAACCUCAGGAUCUCCUCAUUAUGAGGGCUGAUAAAGGGAAAGAUGCCCGACUCUAUGUGUACAAACUGAGCGCUCUCAAGCGAGGGAUAGAGGAGCGGCAACUCGUGCGCACCAAAUGUGACAGCAGAGAGAACAAACUGGAGAAAACCAAGGGCUGCCAUCUGUAUUCUAUAAACACACACCAUGGAGUGGAGCUACGCAUUGUGGCAGCGAUUAGGAACAAGCUCCUCCUUAUAACAAGAAAACACCCUCGUCUCGACUGCCUUAGCUGUGUCAGCACAAGCAUGGGAACGAGUGAUUCCCCAGUUGAGGAGUUCCAGUACAUCCGGGAGAUCUGCUUGUGUGAUUCUCCGGUUGUCAUGGCACUGGUCGAUGGGCCAACAGGAGAGAAUGAUCACAUGAUCUGCGUGGCAUAUAAACACCAGUUUGACCUGAUCAAUGAGAGCACAGGGGAUGCCUACAGACUGCACCAUGUGGACUCCAACCGGGUGAAUUUUGUGGCGGCUAUAGACGUGUAUGAAGAUGGCGAGGCUGGGUUACUGCUCUGCUAUAACAAUUUCUGCGCCUAUAAGAAGGUGUGUCCAUUUAAUGGUGCCACACCCAUGAUUCAGCCAAACUCUUCUGACUUUCACUUCAGCUGGAAUCAAAUGCCUAAUGGUAUUGUGUGUGCAUUCCCCUACAUUCUGGCCUUCACCACUGACUCCAUAGAGAUCCGACUGGUGGUCAAUGGAAACCUGGUUUACACUGCUGUGGUCCCUGAGCUUCAUCUGAUUGCAUCUAGGUCCGACAUUUACUUCAUAUCUUCAGCUCCAGUAAACUCUGCCUCCAACUGUAGCUCCAGAGACACCAGUUCUCAGAGUUCUCCUCAAACUCCGACAGGCUACGAGAUGCCCAUUUUCCCCUCACCCCUUGGAGAUGAUUGUAUUCGGAUCCCCUACGGCACCAAGCUUUCCCUCUACAUGUCUAAAGAUUCUGAAGGCGAAGCUCCGUCCAAACACAUCUAUAAGAUCCCACUCUGUAACCUAGUGGGGCGAAGCAUAGAGAGGCCGCUUAAAUCUCCAUUAGUCAGUAAGAUGCUUAUGGGUGCAGUACCUGGUGUGAUAGGCCCCACCUCCGUGAUCUCGACCACACCAUCUCUCUCAUUGUCUCGCAUGGAGAUCAAAGAGAUCGCCAGCCGAACAAGGAAAGAACUGCUGGGUUUAGCUGAAGAACCUAGCAGCAAGUCAGACAGUUUCUCCAUGAAACAGAGGAAGACAAGCAGGAAAACAAAGGAGGAAGAGAAAAGGAGACCGGCAGGGAUCGCAAGCACUGAGCAAGUCGGGUUGGAGUGUGUUGAUGGUGACAUUGACAUUCAACGGCAUUGUUCCUCUGGCUCAGAGGCGGAGCCUCAUGAGGGCAGCCCACCCCUGACCAGCACUUUAACGCUCUCUGCAUCUUUCGAGGAGGACAUCCUGGACCUGAAGUGAUGACAAUCCUACAGUGUGUCUCUUGUAGCCCCUCCUCAACCCAACCUGCGCUCUAUUUGUUUGUUGUUGUUUUUUUGUUUGUUUUUUUACAUUUUAUUAUUUGGAUUUUAUUUUUUACUUUUGUCCUCAUCUACACUAUGUGAUGUGGAAAUGGAACCACAAAGCUUUGCACCUGAGUGAGUUUACAAUAACCAGUGUGAUAGGAAAGUUUCAACACACUUGUGUAUGUGCGUGUGUGUGUGUGUGUGUGUGUUUCUGUCUGUCUUGUUCAGUGAGACUCAAGCUGAACUUACCAACAGUCAUAAUAUCAAAAUGCUGUAAGGAAAAGAAAAAGCAGAUGAGCUCUGGGAUAAGAAUUUUAAAAGACCUCCUCCCUUCUGAAGUAAGUCACAGGACCGCAAUCAGGUUUUGAUGACACAGAACUUGUCAGAUUCACUUAAUGAUAAUGUAGCCAUGGAAGACUUAAGGUCAUAGCUUAUAUUUCCAGGUCAAAGGAUAUGAUCCAAAGCAUAGCAUAGCAACCAAGCCCGAAUGUAAAUCUGAAGCACCUAUGUCAGAUUAUCUAUUUUAAAUCAUGUUGUGAUUUAAGUGAUUUAUCUGUCAAUUGCACCUUGUAAUUAUUUCAGAGUUUAAAAAAUAAUAAACUAUAUAUACAUCUCAGGCUGUGGCUGCACACAUUAAGAUACAUAUAUACACAAAAUACAAAUAAAUAUUCUUUCUAAAUAUAUUUAGUGAUGAAAGUUUAAUAAAGAAUAUAGGUAAAUUAAAUGUUAUGCUACACCCAAGCAAAACAACCGUGACCUGCACACCUUUGGCAAACAGGGCAGAAAUCUCCCACAAGUGCCAUUUUCCUACAACUCCCAGCAACUGCAUUAAAUCAGACUGGACAUGGAUUACAUUUCCCAAGAGGCAAGUAGCUACACUUCCUAUAGCUGUUCCAUUAAGUGGACACAACAAGCUUUGUUUAAUUAGCACAUGCGCCUCGGCUCUUGAUGCCUAAUGUAAUACUAUGUAAGUGCACUCAAAAAAAAAAAAAAAAAAGAAGUUUUUGCCUCUGGAUUAAAAGGGCUCCCAAACACCUGCAUGCCUCCCUUAAAUCAUAUUACAAACUAAAAAGGGAUUUUGUAUACUGAAACAUUAGAAUUAGGAUUUGAUACCUUCACAAGUCAUAGACAGUUUACAUAGAAUGGAAUAAUUAAUAUAAAUGUCAGCUAAAGGUUGGACUACAGACUGCAGAUUAAGUUCUAAUUUAAUAGGCCAAAGAGGGAGUAAAGUAGCUGAUAGUGAAAUAUUAACCUAGAUAUUUAUGUCCCAUCUCACACAUUGAGAUGGGAGAUGAAAAUUUUGGCAUAUAAGAUAGAGAAAGACAGUUUAUGGCAUCAUAUUAUGCUAAAUGCAUGCCCUCUCUAACUAAAUUUUCUCUGACACUGUAUAUGCGUCAAGAACCAUUAUCCAACACUAGUAGCAGCCUGAUUGAAAAGUGAAAAUGUGGGACUACUUUUUGCAAAUUCAGAUUUUCAGUAUAUUAUCGUCGCACUGCAGUUUUUAUUAUCACCUGUUGAAAGGAUUGUGUGGUGCUGGUGACUCACGGAAGAUGUUUAUAAUUUUACGUUUUUGUUCUCUUUGCCUCCUGUCCCUCUGUUUGCUCGAUCUUCGUUGUUUUCGCAGUGGUUUUUGUAUUUGAAUCAAUAUUAACUGUUUAGACUGUCACUGAAACUGUUGUUGAUAUUGAAAUUAAAAGACAAAAAAGAAAAAAAAGAGAAAAAAAAACACCAAGUGUCUUAAAAAUUGUAUUGCCAUUGUUUUUAAUGCCAAGUACUACUUGUAAAUGGUUGUGUUUCAGAUGUGGCCUCAAACAAACCUAUUAUUAUUAUUAAUAUUAUUAUUAUUACUACUACUAUUAUUAUUUGGGCAAGUGCUGUAGAUCACUGCUGUAGUUCGUAUUGUUCAUUGAUAUUAAAUAAAUAUUUAUGAAAUUUGUGGCA
Messenger RNA from Ictalurus furcatus (blue catfish), 5717 nucleotides. RefSeq names its product GTPase activating Rap/RanGAP domain like 3 (gene garnl3). The coding region runs from base 580 to 3732 and encodes 1050 amino acids. NCBI's taxonomy places the organism in Eukaryota, Metazoa, Chordata, Actinopteri, Siluriformes, Ictaluridae. Gene Ontology annotation, cellular component: cytoplasm. Gene Ontology annotation, biological process: activation of GTPase activity; regulation of small GTPase mediated signal transduction. The record is from RefSeq and is a predicted model, not a curated record. Gene Ontology annotation, molecular function: GTPase activator activity. The transcript is spliced from 31 exons.